Molecule: messenger RNA, 1470 nt
Organism: Cyclopterus lumpus (lumpfish)
Lineage: Eukaryota; Metazoa; Chordata; Actinopteri; Perciformes; Cyclopteridae
Gene: decr2
Product: 2,4-dienoyl CoA reductase 2, peroxisomal
Exons: 10
Coding region: 186-1088 (300 amino acids)
Biological process (GO): fatty acid catabolic process
Molecular function (GO): 2,4-dienoyl-CoA reductase (NADPH) activity
Source: RefSeq, a predicted model, not a curated record
GACGGCGAAAAAGUUAGCGUCCAAAGUACAAAUAGUUCCGAGUGUAAAGACUCAAGUAACGCGUGAGGCGUACAUGUGAGGUGUCUUGUCCGAGUCUGUUUGGGGCUUCGUGUGGACGUCGUGUUUCCCCUCAGAGGAGCUGGACGGUACUUCCGUCAGAGCGACAACUAGCUUUUCUCAGAAGCAUGGCGGAGCCGCAGAGAAAAGGAGAGCUGCUGCCCGAAGAUGUUGGCACAGACGACUGCCUGACGUCAUACACACACAUCUACAGUCCAGACUUACUAAAAGAUCAGGUUGCUUUUAUUACAGGUGGUGGAUCUGGCAUUGGACUCCGGAUAGCUGAAAUCUUCAUGAGGCAUGGCUGCGACACAGUGAUUGCAAGCAGGAACUUGGACAAGCUCAAAGAGGCAGCUAAGAAGCUGUCUGCAGCAUCAGGACGCCGCUGCCUCCCUUUGUGUCUAGACGUGAGGCGGCCUGAGAGCAUCGCAGCUGCUGUGGACGAGACGCUGAAAGAAUUGGGACGCAUAGACAUCCUCAUUAACAAUGCUGCUGGAAAUUUCCUCUGCCCGGCUACCUCACUCUCCUUCAAUGCCUUCAAGACUGUAAUGGAGAUCGACACUAUGGGCACAUUCAACACCAGCAAGGUGGUUUAUGAGAAGUGGUUCCAGGCUCAUGGUGGCAACAUAGUAAACAUCUCUGCAACUCUUGGAUACAGGGGACAGGGCCUCCAGGUGCAUGCUGGCUCUGCUAAGGCUGCAAAUGAUGCCAUGACCAAGCACCUGGCUGUGGAGUGGGGGCCCAGUGGGGUGAGAGUGAAUACUGUGGCUCCAGGUCCUGUCUCUGGCACGGAGGGCUUCCGCAGACUCGGUGGUCCCACAGGGGAGGCUGUUGGUGCGUUCCAGUCCAUUCCUCUGCAGCGAGCCGGCAACAAGACAGAGAUGGCCCACUGCACUCUCUUCUUGGCCAGCCGAGCCUCCUCCUAUGUGACUGGAGCCAUCCUGGUGGCGGACGGCGGAUCGUGGCUGACCUCAGCCAACGACGUCUCCAUGCUGUUGGGUAUAGCCUCCUCUAAAUCUGCUAAACUCUGAACAGGGGUUCUUUUGUCCUCCUCCUGGCCCAGGUUAUUGGUCAUCUGAAAAGAAAAUAGACAAAUAAAUACUGAAACUAAGUAAAGUAAUUUAGGCCAUCUGAUUAUGCUACAUGUACAGUAUUUGUGGUUUAUCUCACCCACUGUUGCUUCCAGAGUGUAUUACUAAGUGGCAGGAGGAGUUAAACACUAACGUACUGUAUACUUACUGUAUUAUGUGUUUACAAUCUUAGCAAUGGAUCAAUUUACAGAAGAAUUUGGGGAUGUUUCACCUAUUACACUGCUGUGUAUUGUCACCAUGCAUUUCAUGUAUAAUGAUGUUAAUCUCAUACCAUUUAAUGUGAUUUCUCAGUACCUCUCAGUUAUUAAUAAAAUCGUGUAUA